Messenger RNA from Ustilaginoidea virens, 270 nucleotides. RefSeq lists its product as uncharacterized. Gene Ontology annotation, molecular function: enzyme regulator activity. The transcript has 3 exons. The record is from RefSeq and is a predicted model, not a curated record. Lineage: Eukaryota; Fungi; Ascomycota; Sordariomycetes; Hypocreales; Clavicipitaceae. Gene Ontology annotation, cellular component: endoplasmic reticulum membrane; dolichol-phosphate-mannose synthase complex. Gene Ontology annotation, biological process: GPI anchor biosynthetic process. The coding region runs from base 1 to 270 and encodes 89 amino acids.
AUGAUUGACAAGCUCGUCGGCCUGGCCAUGCUCGUGGCCGCCUCCGUCGUCUUCCUCUACUACACCGUCUGGACGCUGCUCAUGCCGUUUGUGGACGACGACCACCCCCUGCAGAACCUGUUUCCGCCGCGCGAGUGGGCGAUUCGCAUCCCCGUCAUUCUGGUGCUGCUCGGGUCGGCUGUCGUGGGGUCCUUCCUGGGCAUGGUCAUGAUCCGCAGCAAUAGGAAGAAGGUGGCCAAGGCCAAGGCCGCGGCCAAGAAGAAGAACUAG